This is a messenger RNA of Magallana angulata, 3485 nucleotides long. RefSeq lists its product as uncharacterized. The transcript is spliced from 10 exons. NCBI's taxonomy places the organism in Eukaryota, Metazoa, Mollusca, Bivalvia, Ostreida, Ostreidae. The coding region runs from base 162 to 830 and encodes 222 amino acids. The record is from RefSeq and is a predicted model, not a curated record.
GUAUGAAGUACGUUUUUUAAACUGAAUGUAAUCAUGGGUGAAUGGCUCUGUCAUGUCAUGUCGGAUCAUAAGAGGAAGUAAUCUGAUAUUUUCUCGUUAACCCAAAUUUCGGUGCCAUUAAUUGCAUUGAGAAAUUCAUAAUCGCUUUAAAGAUUGUAAAAAUGACAUUUUUUCGUUUGACGCUUUUUCAACGACUAUUUCUUGUGUAUUGUGGACUUUUACUGUCUGAAACUUUGGGGUCCACAACAACCUCUAGUACAGAACAAACAAACCCAGCCACUAGCCCGUCCACGACAGAACAAACAAGCCCAGUCACUAGCCCGUCUACGACGGCAACCACAAGUACAGUGGAACCACCCACGACCACGACAGCCAAGGACUUGGUGUGCUAUGGGUGCACUGACACACAGCGAGGUGGGGACUGUCAAAGUAACAGCAAGGGCAUGCUACAGGAGGCCCAGGCCCACCUGGGGAAAACAACAGAUCAACAGAAUGUCCAAUCCGGAACAAAUUAUGUAAAGCGAUGUAGUUAUGACAACUAUACUUACUGCGUAAUCGAAACAAUUGAAAAUAGAGGCGAGGUCCACUCUUACAUUAGAGACUGUUCGGAUGGCCGCUCCUUCUCUGAAGACUCCAGUAAACUUAAGUUAACGAAGCCAGACAAUCAAACAACCUGCGCCUACACCUUACAGGGCUACCUUAUCUGUGUAAAGCUGUGUCAGACCAGCUUCUGUAACGGACCAAUUGCACAGAUUUCUUCAGCAUGUCCACUGACGUGCACCCUGUUCUCCUAUGUACUUCUUGUAUUGUGUUUAAUUUUUAGAUACUGAUACACGUGCAUGUGUCCUGAAAAUUUUAUCACAUUAUGACAGUUUAAGGAGGCUGGCUGGUGAACGAAUCACCCAUCAGAUCUACCCUAGAUUCUUAAUGUGAUAUUUGAGGUUAUAACCUAUUAUUUAUUAAACUAAAGAAUUACUUACAUUUUGUUCUCUAUAAAUGUACGGACCGUAUAAACAGAUUUCAUUGAUUAAACUAUAUCUACAUGUAUAAUCAUCAAGUAAUUUAAAUACAAAGGACUGACCAUUUGCAUGAAUUAAUCGGAUUAAAUAUGUUAUUAGAUACAUUUGCUUUACUUGUUCAGGAAAUGAAAUAAUUUUUAAAGCUAUGACCUCCAUGUUUCUUUUGCAAAAUGCUAGCAGAAAUCUUACUUUGGAUACUGUGAACAUAAAUGCCCAGGAAUAGAGGGUUGGAAACAUUCUGUAAUGUUAUGCACCAAAAAAGCCUAAGAAAUUUUGAAUGUAUUAAUCUUAACUUCUUAUAUUCAGUAAUUGGCGAUUUUUUAAAACGAUUCUUUGAAAAAUGGUUUUUAAUCAAAUUUAUGGUGAAGUAAAUGACAAACUUCUGUACCAAUUCUAUAUUCCAAUUGUUAUUUUUAAUUGUUGAAUUAUAUACCAUACCGUUCGGAAGGUAGUAGUGUUAUAUACAUUUUUACUCUGCAAUAAUUGCUACCUUUACACUCAAAUGAACAAUCAACGAGUGUAUUUUGUUUAAAUAGUAAGUAUUUAACAUUUUCAAUAAAGUCUUAGCAUAUUUUUUUUUUACUAGAACACUAGUUAGCCUGUGACGCACCAUGUUUCUGCUGGCAAAUAAAUGUACCUUAAGUUUACAAAUGUGAUCACUACUGCUACAUUGAUGCCAAUUGUUACUUAUUACACAUAUAAUACAUGUUAUAUCUGAAAUAAAUAAUCACUUUUUAAAAGCUGUUACAUGUAAUGUUAUAAGGACUCAGGGGCUGGGUGGUCCAAAAAAAAUUCCAUAAUUAAUUCCGGUCACAUCAUGAUAUGGUUUUAUCGUUAUUUGUCGGUACGAAACUAAAGUUACUCUUGCUGUCAUCAACAGAAAGGACGAGUAAGUACGAUAUCGCUAUCGACAGAAAGGUCGAGAUCUCAUUACUGACAGUGUAAAAUAAAGUUACACAUGCUACUUUUAAACAUCGUAGACUAUUUUAAAAACUAAUAUUAAACAGAAUUGGUUUUAUUAUGUCUGAAAUUAACUUUGAAUUGAAGAUCCAAUCAACUUAAUUUUGACGCUGGACAACCCAGACGCCGAGAUUUAAGCACACGUAAAAAAAAAAUUAGUUUACUUGAGUCGUCCGAACAAGAUGACCCCUAGCGGUCGUGAUCUAAACAAAGAAUAAUCUAAAACUUAAUCUCUGUGUCCUCGGAAGAGAUAACCUCCUUAUAAAAUCAAAAUCAAUUUUGAUUCUAAAUUUAAAUACCAGAUUCUCCCAUAGUAAGCAGUAUGGUUCGCACGCGUGUCGGACUCGCAGUGUUUGCCUAGGUAAAUAGUUUACCUUUGGAAUACAUUGCUAUUCAAUUAUCAUUAGCCGUCUUGAUGAAUUUGUUUUUAAAGCCGCCCGAUAACCAGAAUUCCAUGUGCUAUCCAGACGCUUCCGAUCAAAAAUCUCAUUAUUAUAUUAGCGUCAAAUAAUACAAGCCACGUGCAAUUUGGCGGCUACUGGGAAGUGCAGUGUCCGUAGUGUGAAAAUUGGACAAUUUUACACCUUAUUCCAUUGUAGCUCUGCCGUGAAAUUCUUGAAGUAAUUGCACCGACACCUUCUAUACUGAAAGCGAGGUUAAAUUCCUACUCGAUGUGACGAGGAACCUUAGAGAACGAUGGAAUUAACUGUUCAACAUUUUAAUUUGAUUUCUUUUGUUUUUAUUAACUUGGUGACCAGCCAUUCUGCAAAGAGUGUCCAAGAUUUCCUGAUUCCACGCGAGAAAACGAGAUGGUAAGCAGACGAAGCUAAUUAUGACGAUGACGAUGAAUACAUCAAAGAUGAGCCUCGGAGCCUCGACUUGAGUGAUAACGUCGGUGAAUGUGGUCCAGUGCCUGAUAUAGUAUUAACAGGAUUCUGCAAGAAGAAGGUGUGUUCUAGUCACAGCGACUGUCGCAAAAAGAAUCACCGCUGCUGUUUUAAUGGAUGUGUCAAAACGUGCACUAGGCAACCAGAUCCACCCCCAUUUUUUGACUGGAUAAAAGAGCCUAGAAGUAGAGUGGUAUCGGGGGUGUCCUGGCUUAUUGACGGGCCAGCAAGCAACAAUGAACUCCAAUCAUGUACCACAUCUCGCGUUGGAAAAAAUGAAGAUCCAUUACUUUGUCCCCAUGGAUACACGUGUCAUGUCGUCAGGAAGGGUAACAGAAGGAAACGGAUUCAGAACCGAGGAUACUGUGUUCCGAAUGAAGAAAGCGUGGUGUUGCGUGACCAACAGAUCAACCAGUCUUCAGCCACUGGAGAGUGUCUCCUAGAUAAAUACAUAUUAGCAGAGGGAGCAUUCAUGUUCUUUGAUGGUAAAAAAUGCUUUUGUAAAAAUGGGUUUCUUGAAUGCUUAAAAACAAAAGGUUAAAUGUGUCCAAGGAUUGGAGCAGGUGGUGGAGGGAACAUACAGUGUAUUGUUUUAAAAAUAAAAUACCGAAGAGGUUUA